UAGCGAUCGUUUUCACGAGGGCCCAUGUGACCAGUGUCUCGCGAGAGUUUUUCACACGAGGCUGCGGAAAGCAUUUGUGAGGCGUGUAUUUAGAUCCACAAAGAAUUGCGUGUCUGUUGACGAGCUGAGGCCCGACACUAAACAGCAGUGCAGCGGGAGAUUAAAGGCUGUCGAGUGGCGUUUGACUUCCUGCUGUGCGUGUCUUUGGCGUGCAGGUGGCACACCGGAGUGAGAGAGUCGAUUGAACUUCAGAAAAACACAGCCGAGAUGACUCACAGAGUGCAAAAAUGGCGAAAACUCAAAAGAAACCUAGAGCAACUUCUCAGACGUUCAGACAGUAGCGAUCAGGAUAGUGCUAGCGAGAAUCCAAGGCCUGCUAGUGUAUCUGGUGACGGCGACCGUGACAGUGUUAGUGCACCUGGGACACCAGACCGCGACAGUGUUAGUGCACCUGGGACACCAGACCGCGACAGUGUUAGUGCACCUGGGACACCAGACCGCGACAGUGUUAGUGCACCUGGGACACCAGACCGCAUCGACUUUGAGACUGAUUUUGACUGCACUGACUCUGAAUCGGAAUCAAUGAUUGCUGACCCUGAAGUGACGAGCAGCUUUGAGGAAGAACUAAGACAGUGGGCACUGGAACACAAAUUGACACACAGAGCAAUCAAUGGGUUAUUGCCAAUAUUAAGGAAGCAAGGCCACCUAUUGCCAUUGGAUUGCCGAACCCUCCUCGGUACACCACAGACUAGUUCGACAGAACCAAAAUGUGGAGGCCAGUAUAAGUAUUACGGACUGGAGAAGGGCAUCCGUAGUUGCCUGAGACAUCUGGAGGGGCAGGAUGUGCACCUCAGUGUAAACAUUGAUGGUAUACCACUAUUUAAAAGUAGUGGAGUGCAGUGCUGGCCGAUACUGGGGAAAUGUGGCAAAUUUGAUCCAUUCAUUAUUGCCAUUUUCAGUGGCACAAAGAAACCUAGCCCUCCUGAGGAGUAUCUCCGAGACUUCCUGACAGAGUAUGCUCACCUCAAACAAGAUGGUAUAACUUUUGAAGGCCACACUUACUCUGUCACCAUUGACUCUUUGAUCUGUGAUGCGCCAGCCAGGGCAUUUCUGAAAUGCAUCAAGGGUCACACUUCAUAUGAGAGCUGUGAAAGAUGCAUCACCAGGGGUAUCCGCGUUGAUGGAAGAAUAGUUUUCACUGGUGAUGAAAGCACUUCCCGUACAGAUGAUGGUUUCUCAAAAGGGGAAUAUUUUAAGAACCAUCAGCAAGGACGCAGCCCCUUCAUUACUGCCGGAGUGCCUUGCGUUACCUCUUUCGUCUUGGACUACAUGCACAUGGUCUGCUUGGGUGUGGUGAGACGGAUGUUGGUGUACUUGACACGGGGCCCGAAAAUCUGCCGGUUAUCAGCAAGACAAAAAGAAACAAUUUCUGAGAAACUGGUUGCUCUGAGGGGCAAGAUGCCCAGCGAUUUUGCCCGACAGCCCCGAGCUUUACACGAGCUUGACAGAUGGAAAGCAACUGAACUAAGGCAGUUUUUGCUCUACACUGGACCUGUCGUGCUGAAAAACGUGUUGUCCCUGGAACUGUACCAACAUUUCGUGUCUUUCACUGUGGCCAUGUCGAUACUGCUGGAGUCAGAUGACAGGAUCCGCCAGCGUUAUCUUCAGUAUGCCCAAGACCUGCUCAAGCACUUUGUCAGGACCAGUGCUCGGCUCUAUGGUGAAACAUUCCCAGUGUACAAUGUACAUGGAUUAACGCAUCUCCACGAAGAUGUCCGUCACUUCCACUGCUCCUUAAAUGAGGUGUCAUGUUUCCCCUUUGAAAAUUACCUCCAGAAAAUCAAGAAGCAUGUCAGGAGUGGAAAAAGUCCUCUGGAACAGCCAACCAUGCAGCUCUGGAUUGCUUGA
Cololabis saira (Pacific saury) is the source of this 1908-nucleotide messenger RNA. RefSeq lists its product as uncharacterized. The transcript is spliced from 7 exons. Bases 268 to 1908 code for a protein of 546 amino acids. The record is from RefSeq and is a predicted model, not a curated record. NCBI's taxonomy places the organism in Eukaryota, Metazoa, Chordata, Actinopteri, Beloniformes, Belonidae.